Messenger RNA from Dicrocoelium dendriticum, 462 nucleotides. The record is from the annotation of a GenBank genome assembly. NCBI's taxonomy places the organism in Eukaryota, Metazoa, Platyhelminthes, Trematoda, Plagiorchiida, Dicrocoeliidae.
ACCGCGGACACUGCUACCCCGUGUCCAGUUGAACUUUCCACUAACCCAACCGCUCAGCAUUCCGCGGUUCCAGACAUAAAGAAAUCCCGCCGGAAACUUCGGGAUCGCCCAGUGCAGACUUACGCGAUAAAAGACGGCGAUGCAAAAAUGGAAGGGAAUCAUAUGUCGCUUCCGGACUCUGCAGAUAACAAACCCCUCUUGGACGAUUCUGAGUUUGAAGUUGUUGAAGCCCCAUUCUUAUCCUCAUGUUCUCCUGGUCCCUCCUCUGAAUCAGAUCACGGCAUCACUAACAUUAACCCAACAACAACAGUUUCCGCGUCUGCUGAGAUUCCAUCCAUCUCCAGCAUCGAGGAGUUUCCCGGUAAUCGGCAUCUGUUAGUGCGUACCACUCGCUCCGUUAAACCUCUUUACGCCGGGGAACAUGUUGGCGCUAGGAAGUUAGACUACUCACUAAUAAGUUAA